This is a messenger RNA of Pocillopora verrucosa, 744 nucleotides long. Lineage: Eukaryota; Metazoa; Cnidaria; Anthozoa; Scleractinia; Pocilloporidae. The record is from RefSeq and is a predicted model, not a curated record.
ACACAAUCUAAAUGGCUAACACCCACGUAAUCUAAAUUUAGAUCAUUGGGUUCAAGCCGUCCUAAAUGAUCAUCUAAGUCUUCCUAGUAGCUCAUUAGAUAUGCAUAAACAUUUCGACCAAUCUGAUCCUUCACUCUUCGGUGGACGAGCCAAGGUGAUCGCUACGAAAUGCGUCGGUUAAAGCCCGUUUUCUUAGAUGUGAAGAAUAUUGGGCGCGAUGGAAAGAAAACCACCGUAUCGAUUCCGCUGAGAGUGGAUCUUGGGAAGCAGCCUCAUAAGAGUACGGAGGAAAAUAGUCAGGACACCAACAGUCCAGUAGAACAAGAUGUCCCUCUUGGCGAUCUCGAUAAGCAGGAACUCUCAACUCAACAGCAAAAUCGCGUUUUGAGUAUCUCUGCUAACUGGGAAAAGGUACGGGAAAAGUUGCUGAAUUCGUACAUUGAAGAACAGCAUCUCCCAGACAAUGUGAACUGUGUGAACUGUCAAAAGAGUAUCGCUACAACAAGAUGUGAGUACUGUGGCCCUCGCCAGUACUUUUGUGUUGGAUGUGCACGAGCUCUACAUGUCAAUCGAAACAAGUUUCAUGUACUUGAGCAAUGGAAGGAUGGGGUAUUUUCUCCUUUGUAUGCAGACGAGGCAACUGUUAGCUAUGGCCAUACAUGCAGAACCGCAGCAGUAAAGCUGUUCAGACUUCUGGAUGCCUCAGGUCAGUUCAUUUCAUUUAUAGUGGUUGGAGAAUACUAG